This is a messenger RNA of Rhododendron vialii, 1817 nucleotides long. Its product is annotated as putative UDP-rhamnose:rhamnosyltransferase 1. Bases 88 to 1533 code for a protein of 481 amino acids. Lineage: Eukaryota; Viridiplantae; Streptophyta; Magnoliopsida; Ericales; Ericaceae. The transcript is spliced from 2 exons. The record is from RefSeq and is a predicted model, not a curated record. Gene Ontology annotation, molecular function: UDP-glycosyltransferase activity.
CCACGCAUAUCACUCACUCUUCUCAAACCAAACUGCACUGGACUAGACUAAACUAGUGUAAACUGCGAAAUUCUAAACAGUAGUACUAUGGAGAGAGAAACUAUCCAUGUGGUGCUCCUCCCUUUACCAGCAUUCGGCCACAUGAUGCCAUUUCAUCAACUCGCCAUCGCCUUAGCCGAAGCCGGUGUGCAUGUCUCCUUCAUCUCAACCCCUAAGAACACACAGAGACUUCCAAAACCCCCUCAAAACCUGUCACCCAAGAUAAGUUUCGUCUCGCUUCCUCUGCCAAUUUCGGACUCGAGCCCGUUACCCAAAGGGGCCGAGGCCACAGUUGACCUGAUCUCCGGCGAGCAACUCCCAUACUUAAUCAAAGCGUUCGAUCUCCUUCACAAACCGUUGGAGAAGUUUGUUGUGGAGCAUUCACCUGAUUGGCUUAUUAUCGACUUGCUCACUCCCUGGGCAACUGACGUGGGAAAAGACUGCGGUGUCCCGGUUUUGGGGUUCUCACCUUUCUCCGCCGCGACUUGUUUGUUUUGGGCGCCGUCAGAGUACCUAACCGGCGACGGCCAGAAGAGAGUCCGGUCGUCCCUGGAGAGCCUGACAACGCCGCCGGAGUGGGUCACUUUUCCUUCGUCGGUAGCUUACUACAGUUUCGAAGCAGCAGGUAAACUAAAUGAAUUUUACGGAGACGAUGCUUUAGGGAUUUCACCGGCAAAACGAUUGGCCAAAACAAUCAAUGCGAGUCAAGCCAUGGCAAUACGUCACAGCAGAGAGCUAGGAGGCGAGUACCUGAGCUUAUACGCCAAGCUCAUCGGAAAACCGGCGAUUCCAGCAGGAUUGCUUCCACCUGAAAAACCGAAAGAACGACAAAUCACCGGCGAGUCCUGGGUCGGGACCUUCAAAUGGCUCGACCUACAGGAACCCAGGUCCGUCGUGUUUGUUGGGUUUGGGAGCGAGUGUCGACUAAGUCGAGAACAGGUUUACGAGAUAGCUUAUGGGCUUGAGGAAUCGGAGCUUCCAUUCUUAUGGGCACUAAGAAAACCCCUCUGGGCUAAGGAUGAUGUUGAUGUAUUGCCUCCGGGAUUCUCCGAGCGGACUUUUGAUCACAAACGACAGAAGGUGUGCUUUGGGUGGGCGCCGCAAAGGGAGAUUCUGGCACACCCAUCGAUCGGAGGCUCGUUGUUUCACGCGGGGUGGGGUUCGACAAUCGAGGCAUUGCAGUUCGGGCAUUGCCUAGUUGUUUUGCCUUUCAUGGUUGAUCAAGGGUUGAAUGCGAGAUUUUUGGUGGAGAAGGGGUUGGCGUUUGAAGUAGAGAGAGGAGAUCAUGACGGGUCGUUCGAGAGGAGUGAUAUAGCUAGGGCUCUGAGAGGAGCCAUGGUGGGGAAGGAAGGAGAGGGAAUGAGGGCUCGUUCGAGAGAUGUCGCUGCGGUCAUUGGUGAUCGAGAGAUACAUGAAGGAUAUAUUGCUGGGUUGGUUGAGUUUUUAAAAGCAGGAUUGAGAAACAGAAAUAACGGAUCAUCACUACAUGCAUGAAUGUGCAUGCAAGGAUUUUAACUCCAAUAUUCUAAAAUGGAGACAAGUUCUAUGACUGGUAUGUACUGUAUGUAAUAAUGGGCAGUGCUAUCGAUGUGACAAGCAUCCCUUGUGACACAGUAUUUUUUCCUUUGCGGUGUUAUCCCCUCUCUCUCUCUCUCUCUCUCUCUGUGUGUGUGUGUGUUCAUUGUGGUGAUCUCAUGACACUACAAUCACAUCGUUUUUAGGACUUGGGGUAACCUUGUUCAUGUAAUAAAAAGAUGUUUCGGUUGGUGGUUGUGGUA